CCCUCUGAAGAUGCUGCUUCUUGAUCGCUGGGCCUUCUGCCUCUCGCUUCUCCUGCUCCUGGUUGCGCCCUCCUCUGGGUUUUUCGGCUGGCUCACUCGAAGUGGAACCCCAGAAAAAGCCCCUGUGCCCCCCGCACCCCCUCCGGACCCAGCUCACCUGUCCCAUGUGCCUUUUGAGAUGACCACGGCAGAUGAGAGGUUCUUAGCCGAGGCCCGGCGGCUGGAUCUCUCGCCCCUGGACUCCUGCCACCAUAAGGUGGUUGCACAGCUUCGGUCGUCUUGCACGGACCUGACGGAAGAGGAGCUGGCCAAGCUGGGCGUCUCCCUGUUCAACUGCCAGGCCAGCGUUGAAGGACGUAGGACUUACCUGUGCACUGCCGACAUGACUCUAGCAGAAUGCACCGCGGGGAUGGAUCCAGACACCUGGAACGCCUACCACAUCGUGAGCAACCGAGCCCGGGCUGUCUGCUAUGCCACCCGUCAGAUGCAGUUCAAGCGCCGAGCGGAGCACACCGUCAACGCCUUGGUCUCCACUGCCGUCAGCCAGCUGGAAGCGAUGAAAAUUCUUAAGAGCGGGCAGGAGGAGCUGAAGGAGCUGACGUCGGAAUCGCUGCAGAAAGUGGCCACCAGCCAGGAGGCGAUCCUGGCCCAGCAGGAGAAGUUGCAAGGCAGCCAAGUGCAGAUGGAGGAAUCCAUCCAUGACAACCUGGACCAACUGGUUCGGGAGAAGGCUCUCAUUGCCAGUGGGCAACAGCAGGUGGCAGAACUGAUCGAGGGCAUCACAAAGAGGAUGGAAAACGUGAGCCGUCACCUAGAUCAGCAGGACCUGGAGCUGCAAGAAGGUCACAGGGCCAUCCUUGAGGACCUGUCCCAGGUGCAGAGGCGAGCUCAAGAAGUCUACUCCAAGACAGAGACCAACCUGGGCUUGUUCGCGGCCUACCAGAACCAGACGGCCUUGUAUUAUGAGGAGUUGAUGCAGAAGCUCCAGAAGAUGAACCAGAGUCUGGGAGUGUUGCUGAACGCCAUGGACCGGAUGCAAGCGAGUGUGGAAGGGCAGCUGCAACACAUCCGGAGGUUCAUCAGCUGGGCAGGGUUCAGCCUCAGCUCCAUCUAUACCUGUGUCCUACACGGCAGCUAUUUCCUCCUGGCAGCCCUCAUCAUGACCUUCCUGCAGAUUCCUGGGCUCCCGCGUGCCACGCUGCUAGUCCUCGUCGUGGCCAACGCCCUGUCUGAGCUGAACCAGGCCGUCUCCUUGGGCUUCAAGUCGCUCACCUGCCUCUUAAUCUUGACUGUCGCAGGCAAGCAUGAAGUCUAUGCAACCCAGCAUGUUGGUGUUUAGCAUGUUGUCUUUUUUUUUUUAAGUCUUACAUUAUUGUCAGUUCUUCUUAUUCACGUUAUUAUUUCACUUACACACCGUUUGAUUGUUAAAAAC
Messenger RNA from Podarcis muralis (Common wall lizard), 1432 nucleotides. NCBI's taxonomy places the organism in Eukaryota, Metazoa, Chordata, Lepidosauria, Squamata, Lacertidae. The record is from RefSeq and is a predicted model, not a curated record.